ACAUGGCUUCGAAAGGACAGGUUGAGGGUUUAAUCGAAGAGAUAAUUUGUCCCAUCUGCCUGGAUUUUUUCAUCGAUCCGGUUAUACUGGAGUGUGGACACAACUUCUGCCGCUCCUGCAUCACACGGUGUUGGGAAAGGGAGGAGAGUAACUCCUGCCCGGAAUGUAGAGAGGAGAUUGCGGACCGCACCCUCAGGGCCAGUCGGGCCUUAGCAAAUCUGUCUGAGAAAGCUCGAAAACUAAACCUGAAUCCGAAAGAGAAGGAAAGUAAACUUCACUGCGAGGAACACCAGGAAGAACUGAAGCUGUUUUGUGAGACGGACAAGAAACUGAUCUGUCUGAUCUGUAGAGAUGCACUGGAACACAAGUCUCACAACUUCAUGUCGAUUAAAGAAGCCAUUAAAACUUACAAGGACCAGGUUAAAUCUUCCUUAGACUCUCUCACAAAAAAGAAAUCGGACUUUCAGGAAAUGGAGCAACAACAGAAAGAGAAGAUUUCUGGAGUUCGGGAACAGUCACAAAGCCUUCAGUCCCACAUCACAUCCCAGUUUGCUGAAUUGCGCCGGAUUAUCACCGAGAAAGAGCAGCGCGCGCUCCGAGAUCUCAGGGAAGAAGAGGAGAGGAUUCUAAUUCUAAUGGAGAAAAAUCUCCGAGAGGUUCAAGAGAAUUUAAAUUCUAUUCAGGAGGAAAUCUCUGAGUUACAGACACGGAAGGAUCAGAAAGACAAUGUGAUAUUCCUUAUGGGGGAAACUCAUCGCAAGAAGAGGAUUAGUGAGGAUACCCUGACAUUGUCUGUGACAGAUGGUGCCCUACGGGCUGAAAAAUUCGAUCAUCCCUAUUUGAUGAUAGCGUUGGAAAAAGUGUUUGACGGCAUUAAGCAAGCCUUACAGAAAUAUGACAACGGAAGCGUGAAGUGGGGGUCUACCAGGAUGGAAUCCAGCCUCCAGGGCAUGGAUUACAAAGACGGAUUCAUCAUCGUUUUGGAGGCAGACCAUUAUUAUGUUUACGCCCAAGUCUCGUUCGUGGGGUCCAACUGCAGUGACAUCUCAGAGGUCCUGGAGAGUAAAGUUCUGUACCAGCAGCAUUCUAGCCACAAUGCCCUGGAACUCAUGGAGGCAACCCAGUCAGCCUGUGACGGGUCCAACAAAAGGAGAUGGUACCAGUCGAUCCGGCGGGGGGGGGGGGGGGGCGUCUUCCAGCUGGCCAAAGGCACACGCCUGUCCCUGAAGAUCAGUCCGCUCGGCCGGGCUGAAAUGGAAUACCACAAGACCUAUUUCGGAGCUUUCAAAAUCCAGUGACUGCCUCUGUGGGCCGAGGGGCGGGUAAGGAGAGAGGGGACGCUGGCUCCUUUAAAACACAGCCCCUUACCCAUCCCAGGCCCCACCCUCCGUGAACAUUGACAGCGAUGAAGGACUGCCCCUUCGAGGGGCUAAUUUGCAAAUUAUGAUCUUCCCCCAACCACCCCCCUUGAACAUUCAAUCUCAAAGACUGGCUGGUUUUGGAGAUCCCACCCCUUUUUUAAAGGGAUGGAAGUGUUGAGGGCAGAGGAGAAGUUAAUUUCUGUAGACAGUGUAGGUACCGCCGCCUCGAUCCCACCUGUGUUCCGAUGUUGAAGUGGGGGACAUCAGGUGUGCGGAGUUAAAGCAGGGGUGAUCUCUCCCUUGUUGGACAGGACGUGGGGAAGUCAUCGAGGAUCGGGUUAGGGAGGUGGUGGUGCUGGGUUGAGUGAGGGGUGGGGACAGGGCGUCACCACCAAUCUGUCCCACUCUCUUCGGAUCGGCGGCUGAUCCUUCGGCACACCGAAUUUGCACUUUCGAGUCUCGGCCCGUUUCUGUGGGAGAGGGGGAGUGAAGGGGUUCUGGUCGCUCGGAAUGAAGGGGACUUAGAAACUGCUGUCCAGGGCUUGGAUGGCUGAGGACCCAAGACAUCUGGGGCCGCGGGAUAAGGGCUGCGACAGAAGGAUUCCACAGAGCCCUCGGGGAGCACAAAACAUAGGAGCAGGUUUAGGCUAUUCAGCCGUGGUCUUUUGGAUGUGUUCUAUCAUGGAACAAAGCAGUCCAGCAUUUUCCUCCAUCCCAGGAAUCCACGCUGGGAAGGAGGGUCUGGAAUAAGAACCGGACCCACCCACGCGGUCGAUUAGACCCCGUGGAGGGGCUGACCCUAGCAAUUCUUCAGGUCGAAGUACCUCUGUUACAGUUCUCCCAAGGUGACUUCAAUCCCUGAUAGAGGUGUAUAAGAUGAUGAGAGGCACUGAUCAUGUGGAUAGUCAGAGGCUUUUUCCCAGGGCUGGAAUGGCCAACAAGAGAGGGCACAGGUUUAAGGUGCAGGGGAGUAGGUACAGAGGAGAUGUCAGGGGUAAGUUAUUUUACGCAGAGAGUGGUGAGUGCGUGGAAUGGGCUGCCGGUGGUGCUGGUGGAGGCACAUAUGACAGGGUCAUUUAAGAGACUCCUGGAUAGGUACAUGGAGCGUAGAAGAAUACAGGGCUAUGGGUAACCCUAGGUAACUUCUAAAGUAAGUACAUGUUUGGCACAGCAUUGUGGGUCGAAGGGCCUGUACUGUGCUGUAGGUUUUCCAUGCUUCUAAUCCCAAGGCAUUUCCCCGCCUCAAACUGUUCCCGCUUGAGGGAGAGUCACGAACAUGAGGUCUGGAGAAGGGGCUUGUCGUUUGAAAAUAGGGACGUGUGGAAAUAUCUCUCUCCAGGUAGUGAGGAUCUGAAAUUCUCUGCCUCCGAGGGAGGGCAAGUAGGGAAUCAUUGCAUAGGUUAAAGAUGGAGACAGAAAUAUUUUAUCCAACGUGGAAUGGAGAUGUUUGGGGAACUAGCGCGUAAAAUGGUUGAGGAGAGCCAUAAAGAACAAAUAAAGGGGUCGCGGACACUGGGGGCCUGUAUUAAAUUAAAACACACUGAAAAUCUCAGCGGGCCGAGCAGUAUCCAUGGAGGCAAAAGGCGUACGUCCACAUUUCACGUCGCGAUCCCACAUCAGGAAAACAGCCAUGAUCACUUUGGAUGGCGGGGCAGGUUUGAGAGCCAACCCCUGAAUGUACUGACCGGUGUUUCUGAAAUAUCAGCUCCCCACAGAGGCUGACUGACCGGCUGAGUGUUACCACUGUUUUCUGAAUUUAUUUCAGGUUUCAAUGAAUUGCCUCCAGGAGGCAGGAGCACUUUAGGAUGGGGCUCACACCCCGCUCCCCCCUCAAACGAGUGUCUGAAACCAUCUGAGUGGGAUUGCUCUGAAUAAUCGGCCGAAAGGUCGUUCUUCAUGGGUAAACAAAAUUAACUGGAUAGGGUUGUGGUGGGAAGCUGGUGUCAUUGGAAAGGAGACUCCAGGAUUGAACGCAGUCUCAUGGCCAACGCUUGCUGCUAGUGUUCUGAAAUUUAGUGCCUUUAUUUAUUACAUGCGGGCUUUUGAUCUAACUUAUUUUAACAGUUAUUUUCGGGUGUUAAAAAUUUGGUGAUGGGAUGUUGUGUUACAGAGACAGAGCGAAUUCCGCUGUGACACUGGGAAACCGUGUUUAGGAUUUUUUUUUUGCACGGGGAUUCGUGUCGGCAGAUCUCCGUCCCUUGGGUUCA
Molecule: messenger RNA, 3568 nt
Organism: Mobula hypostoma (lesser devil ray)
Lineage: Eukaryota; Metazoa; Chordata; Chondrichthyes; Myliobatiformes; Myliobatidae
Product: nuclear factor 7, brain-like
Exons: 6
Coding region: 3-1298 (431 amino acids)
Biological process (GO): immune response; protein ubiquitination
Cellular component (GO): cytoplasm; membrane
Molecular function (GO): tumor necrosis factor receptor binding; zinc ion binding; ubiquitin protein ligase activity
Source: RefSeq, a predicted model, not a curated record